CAACGAACACUCUUGAGUACUAUGCCACUCGGAGCCGUAUGUGCCGUUGUGUUUACUCGUGGCACCGGCAGUGGACUGCGUAAGCAGUACUUGCAGGUAAGUGCUGUGCCUCUCUCUCCGGUGAGAUGCUAUUCCAAGGUAGUUGCAACGGAUAGGUCACUCGCGGAGCGUGUCGGUCAGCGCAUGGGCGGAUGUACCUCACUUGAGUGUGAUUGGCGAGAGCGGAGGCGCACCGGGAGCAGCCCGUAGCAUUGCGACGUGCACCGAGUGACUGUAGAGAGAAGUCAGCACGGCGAGGCACGGCCCAGGCCGAGGAUGCAUGGAGGGCGGGGCGCACGCUGCGCGGGAGACGAACAUGGCACGACGGGAGGGCGAAGGGCACGGCGAGCAGAGGGCGGUGAAGGAGUGU
Fomitopsis serialis is the source of this 409-nucleotide messenger RNA. RefSeq lists its product as uncharacterized. The transcript has 2 exons. The annotation marks the transcript as partial. The record is from RefSeq and is a predicted model, not a curated record. Lineage: Eukaryota; Fungi; Basidiomycota; Agaricomycetes; Polyporales; Fomitopsidaceae.